CCCUCGCGCUAGACCGACAGGGCUUUCUUCAUAAGUCUUGUAGACCCUUCAUUUUUUCCUCCUACCUUGCGAUUCGUGUCCAAACUAGCAGGACUCUGGGAUUACUGCCCACGAUGCCAACAGGACUAUAUGGCGACCUUGAGCUUGUAAAGUCCAUAGGUCACACCCCACUCAGCCCCGCCACUUUCUUCACUCCCACCGUUGUUGCGUAUAUAUCAGGCAACUCGAUCAAUUUCCUCGAUGUUGCUGAGAUCGAGGAGGCCGCGGCCACCGAUGCACCAGGCCAUCCAGCGUCCACAGCCGAGGGCGGCAGCACGCAUGUGGAGGUGGGCGGCAGUGGCGGAGCAACAGCCGGAGAGCAUGGCACUGAAAUUCACCCGCAAUCACCAGCCGCGAGCAGCGGGGCAACACCGUCGCAACAGCAGGAACUGAGGAGUGUAGUGGCGGGUUCGCAGAUCGUUGCGUUUGCAGUGCAGAAAAGGGAAAGCGUUGUUGCGUAUUCGGAGCGGGACUCGAUGGCUGUCAAGGUUGUCAAAUGGCCUAGUGGAGCGGUCUGGGGUGGCAGUGGGACUGCCAAGAUGGAAGCAUCGAAAGAUUUAUCCAUCCACGCCCUAGCCUUCUCUCCCGACACCCAAUACCUCGCAGCGCUAGGCACCCUCCCAACGCACACAAUCACGAUCUGGGACUGGCGCACGGCCACCUUGGUGUGCGAGGUACCCAACGGCGCCGCGGCAGAGUUCAUCUCGUUUGACCCGCUGGACUCGCGGCGGAUAUGUACGAGUGGAGGUGAGGGUGGGAUUAGGUUCUGGAGGUUGGAGAUUGGGUUUAAGAGGAGUGGAUUGGUUGCUGUGAAAGGCAAGCCUAUAUUCCAACCCGACCACGAAUCGCUAGCGAUGCCGUCACUCUUUCCGAAAGGCCCUCACCCGAACUCGCAUGCCUGGACGAUCGACGAACAAAUCGUAUGCACGACCUCCUCCGGGUGUGAACUGGUGCACUACGACCCGGUUACUGGUGACCACAGGGUUUACGCUUCGGCUGCUGCAGCCGACGGCGGGCCUGGUACGAGCGGUGAGGAUGGAGGGACGGAUGAACCGGGCUCUCGGGGCGAGGGUGGAGAUGAUGAGGACUCAGAGAAUAGGAGGAAGAGGAUGCUGCCGCAUGGUCAAAUAGAAUAUGUGGCUGUUGCCAAAGAUGGACUGUAUGUUGCUGGGAAGGACGGCGUGCUUCGGUUACACUCAUUCGCCACUGCGUCGGUGACAAAGACAAUUGAUGUGACUAAGGGUGAAAGUGUAGCAAGUUUGUCGUUUGCCCCAGACUACCGGAGAGCAUUGAUCGAGAGUGUCAGUGGAAAGCUCUUUGUUUACAACGUCGUAAAAGAGAACGUCAUAGAGAUCCUGCACACUCCAAACGUCUCGAACCUCACCGUACAUCACCCUUCCUCGACCCUCAUCACAGCGGCCACUCACCACCUCGACUUUCAAUCCCUCGACGCCGAUAUCCAGCGCACCAACACCUUCAAGAAACUGCUUCACCUUCAUCGCAUCUCGCUCCCACCCGCACACUCCUCGCACAUUACAUCAGUCGCGGCAUCACCUUUCGCGCAGCUCGCUGCGGCAGGAACAGCCGACGGAUGCGUGCGCGUGUAUGAUUUCCGCGCAACCAAUGUGCCGCCUAGGUUGGUUGUGCGCGAUCGUGUGUUCGCCAACGCAGUCGAUGUUAUUUCGUUCGAUCCCGCGGGACGCUACCUUGCGGCCACCUCCCACACCGAUAAGCGCAUCGCCCUCGUUGGCGUGUUAGAUACCUUUGGCUAUGCAGGGUUUACGACCUUGCCGGUCCCGCCGGCGGUCGACCCAACAUCUGCCAUGGGAGGAAGGGUUAAAAGUGCGGCCAUCCCGAUUACUACGACCAUUUCGCGGCCAACCACAAGCAAGAUUCCGGCAGGGGCGGAGACGGGUCAAACGGUGGAUCUAAAAAUACGAGCAUGCGCGUGGAAACUGGAGGAAGAAUUGGGAGUCGUACAUAUGUUUGUGCUGGCUAGCGGGGAAGGAAGGAGCUACAUCUACAGAGUGCCGGUGCCGCUGGAAAUCCCGCCCUCGGCGCCUGAAGGCGAUGGUGCUCAGCAAAUGGAGAGAGAAAUCCCCUUAGCUCCCGAACUCCCCAUUGUGAUAUACCGAAUUGACGACACUGUGGACGGUAUGACCAUCGUGCCAAGUCACCUCUCUGCCGGAAGGGAUACCUUUUACGUGACUUCGAACGACGGCAGGCUGAAAACAUACGAGGGUCCGCAGAGGGCGGGUGCACCGGCGGCGCCAGUUUCCUCGGCCAAGAAAGCUGAACCCGCGGAGGAAGGCGGUGAAGGGGAGCGAGCGGCACCCAAGAAGGAGCCCGUGCGAACGGUGGAACUCAUCGUGCUGUCAAGUCCGGGGAUCAAGAGCAGAGAUCACGAGAAGUCCGUCACUCAACUUUUGCUCCACCCGGCAACCUCGUGGGUCACCACCACGUCCCUCGACGGACGCAUCACUGUCCGCACCCUCAUGGAGCCCGACAAAAGCUACUGCCUCUACGUCCACGACCCUUUCCUUGGCGGUGUACGCGGCCUCGCCGCAACGCUGAACUGCAGGGCCAUCAUCACCGCCGGUGCUGAUGGAAUAUUGCGAUUGUGGGAAUGGAAGUACAAUGCUGCCGGACGGCGAUCGGCGACGGAAGUUGGGGGUGUGGUGGAAAGGAUGGCGGAGGCUGGCGAGGAUGUGGUGGCGCUUGUAAAUGACCGCUUGGGUCUCGUCAAGAAGCUCUCAGACCUCCCCGAAGCAGCGCUUCCGCCACCUAUCCUUCCUAUUGAAGGUGAACUUAGUCUGUCAUCGGCAUCCGCCGCAGCCCCCGCCGCCACGGGAGUACCAAGUGGGGAUGGUGCUACCCCUCAACAAACAUCCGUCAUCCAGACCCGCCUCAACGCUCUCCGCGAACGCCUCCUCCGGGCCAUCGUGAAGAACGAGUCGUUGCCUCCCUUGGAACGAUUAGACAAAGAGGAGUUCAUUCUGGACUACGAGAUGAGGGAAAAGCUGCAGCGGGAGUCUGGGGAGGUUGUAGAGGGCGUAAGGCAGAGUAUUGAAGAGGAGUGGCUGAGAAGAAGGGUCGUCGGCAAUCGUAUCAAGCGUGAUUGCUGGGAUAGCAUGGCGACGGUCGGACAGACGAUCAAAUCAUUCCACCCGGAUCCUCUCACUAACACAUUAACGACGGUGACAAACUACCCGAUAAGAAAAAUGUCGGCCGAAGAGACAGAGCGUGUGGACCGGGUGGUCAUGCUGCGAAGGAGUCAAAUCCUGGUCAAUGCAGCCACCGUGAAGGCUCCGCCGAAAAAGCCUAUCCGCGACACCGACGGCGACGAGGAUGCAUCGGAAGACGAAGAUGCCUCCAAUACCCGUGCCAGCAAAGCCGGUGCGGCGACGAACCAGCCCACAGCCCCAAAAGAUGGCGUCAAUCCCGCCGUGGAACCGUUCUCGUUGCUGUACUCUCCCUUCGAACUGACAACGUCCGAACGCCGCCGCAUACAGGCGGUCAUCUUAUCGCACGCUAUCCACGUGUUGAAAACCCAAUUCAAUGCAAAGUUCGACGAGACAUUGAGAUUAAAAAGGGACGAGAUGGGCCGGAUUGAGGAGCGCGGGGAUCGGGCCAAGGGCAUCAUGGAAGAGCUUGGAUGGACAAACGCCGGUGCGGCUGGCGAGAUCUUCCGGCCGGUUCUACAUGACGACGAGGUCCCCGAACGCGUGGUGGAAGUGCGGGACGAGGAAGUCACGGCUGAGAAGUUCAUCACGGCCGAGGAGCAAGUCAAGCUGGCGGAGAAGCAGCGAUUGGAAGCCGAGCGCGCCAAAGCGGCAGCAAAGGACAAUUGGCGCGAUCGCGCACUAAAUCAGAUGAUGAACAACACGUUGGCUGACCGGGCGUCCGAAGAGGAGAGCGGGAAGAUGCUUGUACAGAAACCGGAUUUCAUGGUCAACAAACCUCCCGCGGAUUGGACAGAUGAGGAGCGCAAGCACGCGAAAGAGUACGAAAAGAAGCUGAGCGUGCAAAAGGAGGAGCAGGAGAAAACGCGGAAAGCGCUCGAGACUGAGUUGAAGAAGCUCCUGGCUGGGAUCCAGGAGCUCUGUGAUGGUUUCGACACGAAUGUGAUCCGAAAUGGGCUGUUUGUGCAAAAACUUGCGACCGACACCCGCAUCCUGACGUACGAAAUGACGCUACUGAAGCUGCACGCAUUCAUAUUGUAUGCCGAAGAAGAUGAAGGCAAGGAGGCGGCAAUCAACGAGGCUUUGGAGCAAUGUAAAGAGGAAAGAUCUAUGGUUGCAGCUGAGAUCCCCGAGCUGAAGAAACAGCUUGAGCGUGUGCGCGACGAUUAUGAUGCGGCAGUCAAGCGGGAUAAAGAGGUUGAGAAGACGUUCAAGAGAGAAUUCGGAGCACAAGGGCUGGAAAGCUGGUGGGAACCAUGUUGGCGAUUGUUCAAGCGGAAAGGCGCCGGAGAGGAGGAUCCGGAAGAAGACGGCAAGGCUGGGGAGGAAUUGAACCCAUAUACGUAUUUUGCCCAUGUUUCGGCUCCUACACAGGCUGCUGGGUCUCAGGUACACCGACCGAGUCCGGGGCAACAACCGGCAGCAGGAGGGCAAGGCCAGCACCAUUCGAGGCCAGGGACGCCCUCGGUAGCCGGCGCUCUCUCAGUAGCCGUCCCAAUUCAACCCAGUGCGAUAGGUGGCGGGCUUCCUGGUCAACCACCGGCUCUCCCACCUGCUUUGCAACCGCUCAACGCAUCAUCGGAAGUCCCGGAUGGGCUUCCCCCAGACAUGCUCCAGAACCUGUGGGAGCAUAUUCAACGGAAACACAUCAGCCAAACCGAGGUGUACAAUACGUACAACAGCCUGCAACAUCUGCAAAUAACGAUCAACCAGAUCCUCGCACACAGCGCUGCGUUGGCAUCACGCACAGCGACCUUACAUACCCAAAUCGCGGAGUUCCAACUGUACAAGUUUAACCAGACGUACGAUUUUGAGGUUUGUCUGGAAGGGCUCAAGCAGGGCCAGGUAGAAGUGCCGCAGGCACCGGUCGUGACAGAUUACAGCGGCGCGGUGCUUAUCGGGAGGGAUGCCGUUGAGCGCUUGAAUGAUGUUAUUUGUGGGUUGGGCAAGGCGAAAGUGGACGCAUUGAACGAGAUGAAGGAGUACAGGAAAGGGAUUCAUGCAUUAGAGUGGGAAAACCAAACACUCGACUUUGCAUCGGAGACCCUGCUGUAUAAAACUCGCGACAUUCAGCUUCUUCGAGUCACAAAACACAUGCAGGAGUAUAUCCGAGGCGGCGACGAGCGCAAACAGGCUGCCGAGAUUGCCGCGCUAGAGAAGCGUGGUGACUAUAGCAUCAAGGCACAUCAGCACAACCUUGAGGAGAAACGCAAAGCCAUUGAGAAAUUCCGGCAAAAAGUAGCAGAGAAGCUGAAGGAAAAUGAGCGGCUGGAUCGGAAACUCGAGGAGCUCUCUAGGGAUGUUGGUGAUAGGAAAAAGAUCCUGAGGAGAGGCGCGUGGGUUGAGGAAACGGUGCCCAUCGGAGAUGCCCUGGGCGAAGUGGUGAGCGUUGGAGCGGCACAGGCGGUGGAGCCUCCGCUACCGCGAGAUGCUCAUCGAAGGUCGCCAUCACCGCGGGAAGCGGCUAUGGCGAAGGCGGCCCCAACGACCACCAGUCAUGAUCCUCUCCCAGCGAUAUACGCUCGGCGAAGACUGAUUGAUAUGGCGAGAUCGCAAGCGCAGGAUAUCGGCAUUCUACGAGAGGAAGUAGAACGCUUGAGGCUUCGAACGUACCCGGCAUUCCCAGCAAGGCGACCGGAGUUUUGAUAGGGAGGGACGAAAGUUCAAUAUGCA
This is a messenger RNA of Fimicolochytrium jonesii, 5894 nucleotides long. RefSeq lists its product as uncharacterized. Bases 114 to 5867 code for a protein of 1917 amino acids. Gene Ontology annotation, cellular component: axoneme. Gene Ontology annotation, molecular function: protein binding. The record is from RefSeq and is a predicted model, not a curated record. NCBI's taxonomy places the organism in Eukaryota, Fungi, Chytridiomycota, Chytridiomycetes, Spizellomycetales, Powellomycetaceae. Gene Ontology annotation, biological process: cilium assembly. The transcript has 12 exons.